GGGUUCCUCUUUCAAGACAAGACAAAUCAAAGGCUCAGAGGCAAAACAGCUCCCUGAGCACUGAACGCCUCUUCCUCCCUCCUUCCUUCCCUCCCAUCCACUCACUCUCCCUCCCUUGCUCACAGUCCAGCCUCUGUCUAGGGAAGAGGCUCUCAAACAGCCUUAGAUGAUUAUGGAUUUUCUGAGCGAGAAGUUUGCCCUGAAGAGCCAGCCGAGCAAGAACAGUGACUUUUAUAUGGGAGCAGGAGGCAGUUUGGAGCACGUUAUGGAAACUUUGGACAAUGAGUCCUUUUAUAGCAAAACGUCAGGCAGCAAAUGCGUACAGGCCUUCAACCCUCUGCAGAGAGCUGAGCAUCAUGUGAGGCUGGAGAGGACAUCACCCUGCCAGGACAACAGCGUGAACUACGGGAUUACUAAAGUGGAAGGACAGCCUCUUCACACAGAGCUGAGCAGGCCCAUGGACAAUUGCAACAAUCUCAGGAUGUCUCCAGUGAAAGGGCUGCAGGAGAAAGGGGACCUGGAUGAACUUGGUGAUAAGUGUGACAGCAAUGUCUCCAGCAGUAAGAAGAGGAGGCACAGAACAACUUUCACCAGUUUGCAGCUGGAGGAACUGGAGAAAGUGUUCCAGAAAACUCACUACCCUGAUGUCUAUGUAAGAGAACAGCUAGCUCUGAGAACAGAGCUCACUGAGGCCAGAGUCCAGGUUUGGUUUCAGAAUCGAAGAGCAAAAUGGAGAAAAAGAGAACGCUAUGGUCAGAUCCAGCAAGCUAAGAGCCACUUUGCUGCCACCUAUGAUAUAUCUGUUCUUCCAAGGACUGACAGCUACCCUCAGAUUCAGAACAAUCUGUGGGCAGGGAAUGCUGCCAGUGGUUCUGUGGUUACCUCCUGCAUGCUGCCACGAGAUACAUCCUCCUGUAUGACACCUUACUCCCAUUCACCCCGGACAGAUUCUGGCUACACAGGCUUUUCAAACCACCAGAAUCAAUUCAGCCACAUGCCCCUCAAUAAUUUUUUCACUGACUCGUUGCUUUCUGGGGCAACCAAUGGACAUGCUUUUGAAACCAAGCCAGAGUUUGAAAGGAGGUCCUCCAGCAUUGCAGUUCUACGGAUGAAAGCCAAAGAGCAUGCUGCCAAUAUUUCCUGGGCCAUGUAAUAUAGCAGUACCCUCUCUCAAUUUCUUUUUUUUUUUUUUUUAAAGCAAACUAAAACCAUUUUUAUUUCCCAUAUUUAAAGGGAACAACAAUAAGCUGCUGUGUGUGGAAUGCUAGAAAUCACAAUAUACACGAUGUCUGCUUAAAGAAAUGCAAUAUAAUAUUUAACAAUAAACCAAGAAUAAACCAAAUAGAUUUACCAUGCAUCAAGCUCAACAAGCCCUCUUUGUUCUGCUUUUUAUAUAUGUUUUGUUGUACCAGUUGAUGAAAUAUGAUUAUAGAAUUUACAAAAAAAAAAAAUAAAACUACUAAGAAAAUGUGUCUCCUCCAUGGUUUUUAGCAGCCCUGUAUAAAAAAAUUGUGCUUUACAAAUGAAUACUUCAUAAAGGAACAACUUGGUAAAGGAUAAUAAAUUUAUUAUACUAAACUCAUGAUGUAAAUCUCUAAGCACACCACGCAAAGAAGGAAAUAUAUGACCAUUCAUGCUGUACGUAGAAUUUGUAGACUGAGUUCUCUCAGCACUGUGCUGCUGCUCUAAGCCAGCUCUGCUUUUUGCUAAAUGCAUGUUGAGCUUGUUGAAUUUAUAUCAAUGAACUAAUGUAUUAAGAAUAGAAGGUACUACUUUAUCUUAUGGACUUGAGUGUAUUUCUGCUAAAGAGAUUUUUUUUGGAGUCAAGUAUAAUGCUGAAAGUAGGAUCACAGUGUUUAAUAGAUGUGCACAGAUUUUUCAAAGAUGUGCACAGAUUACGUGUCAACUAGUAUAUUUAAAUUAAAGGUUAUAGAGAGGGUGUCAUGAAGCUGAGGUGACUAAAAGACAUGAAAUAGUACUCCUACACUUUUAACAGAAUACAGAUUAAGAAAAAAACCCAAACAACACAAUACUGAGGUCUUCCAGUACAGUCCAUUUUACUGGGUUUUGCUUCUCUGUAGUCAAACUGAAACAAAAAAGUCCAACAAGGCUUGUCAGAUUCAGUUUGUAACUGAUCUUAAGAUGGUAUUAGAGUACUGUUCAUUUGGUUUUAGUUACAUUUCGUUGAAAGUUUGCUUAUAUACUUUCCAGAGUGUAAGACUAGUUUGCUACCUUUAAAGUAUAUAGGAAAAAUCUUUUUGACUGCAAUGGCUGCAGGAUUUGGCUCUCAACUCCCAGCCUAUCACAAAGGAAUUAAAAUGUCAGCAGACUUUCUGACAUUUCUGGUGGAAAAAAAAUAGAGGAGAAGAAAAAUACUUUACAUCUGGAGAAUUGAUAUCUGCUUUGAUUUACUUCUCCUCCCUUUCCCCUGUCACAUUCCAAGCUCCUUCAGAUGAGUGAAAUGUCAGCCUCUUUGAAAGCAACAGUCAGUCUCUCAGGUUCAUAAAGGCAAAGUAAAUUAAUUGAAAUAAAGAAGGACUUGCAUGGCUGUGAUUAGAACAGGAUACAAGUCUCGGGGCACCCCCUGCUCGUUCUUGCUUUUCUCUCUGGCCAUUAGUUAGGAACAGAGGGCGCACGGGGGAAGAAGGGAAGAUCGGGAAGCAGAUUUCACCACAGAACUGCAGAACUACCAGUACUCACAAAAGCAAACACAGGAAUCCCCAGAUUUUCUCUUCUCCCACUCAGGAGGGCUAAACUUGAAACAAAAAUAAGAGAUGGGCUCAUUCUGUAGCCUUUCAAGGGAAUAAACAAACUUGACUUUGAAACCAUCAGGAUCAACUGAAAAUGGGGUUUUUACAGCAGAGUCUUAUACAGCUGAAAGGAAGGUUGUCUUAUUUUCCACUAGUAAUAAACUCAAAUUUUAACACAUGCAUAUACUCCAAUUUGUGGUUUCCUGAUUUGGUUCCCCUUCUAAAAAUUAGCUUCAACUUUGGCCUGAGGAGCUGGAAAAGAGUAUUCUGGCUAGAAGUUAUCUUUCAAUUUUUUAUGGUCUGUUUAGACAGCAGUAAAACUAGACUCAUGAUUUAAAGCAAAAAAAAAAAAAAGUUAUUGGUACAGGUAGAGGCAUUAGUUUUGUAUAGACACUUUUGCCACAUGCAGAAGAAUGCAAAUGGUGGAAAUACAAGCGAUUUUUUAGCAAACUGUUUUCAGUUUUUGGUUUUUUUUUUGUUAUAUUUUAUUCAGUUUCCACAUCACUACUUUUUAAGGUAUAAUAUUUAGAACAUGCCAAAAAAAUUUCCACAAUUUUUUGUUAGGGUUUCAUUAGUGGACAAAGAAUAAAAUGUUUAACUGGCAAUCUCCAAUCCAUUUUUGUUCUUGCAUCUGUCAAUUUACUUAUUUUCAUAGAAGAAUUUUCUAUUGUUUUCUUCUGAAAUCUCCCCAAAAUAAUUUGUGCAAGGCUUUUUAUGUCAGGAUUAAAAUGUAACAAUUCCUAGGAAUUUAUUGCAAGUGCAGAUUUAUUACAGAAUAAGUAUCCAUUUUCAAGAUAUUACAACAAUUUUACAUGCUUGAAGCUUCCAAAAUCAAAGGGGAAAAAUAAAAGUCCCUGUCAUCUUCCUGCUGAUUUUAAUUAAGUGAAAGGGAUGCAAGUGUAAUUAUUCGUCAUCCUCAAAUCCAGCAAUGGAAAUUUUUUGUUACUUGUUGCUAGCAUAAGUUUGUAUGUUAAAUAAAUAGGUAUUCAACCCCUCAUUAAACCUGAGGUGUGAUAAGUUGCAGGCCUGCAUUAAGCUUGUCAUGCUCUUGCAUCAGCCUCGUCUCGAAGAAUGAAUGAUAGCCUGUUGGUUGCAGCGUUUCAUUUAGCUAAUGAAAAAGUAUCUUCGUGUUAGAUGUCAAGUACUACAACAGGGUCACAUUCUGCCACUUUUAUUUAGUAGUGCUUUACUCCGUGAGUAGUCGCAUUGAUGGGACUGAGACUACUCACAUAGGCCAAAUUGUGAAUCACUUGUAAAUGUUUAUUCACAAUGGCCCCAUUCAUGCAAAAAAAAGCCUCUCAGCACAACAUGAGUAAUCGGUUCAUAAUCAGGCCCGGCUUAAGGUACUAUUCAGCUCUAGUAGGGAUGGCAGAAUCUGGCCCGUGCUGGCUUAAGGCCAGACUCAGAUUUUUUAAGCAAGAUGAGUAGCUCCUUAUUCCACAAAUAGUGCAGAGAAACCCAGCAGGGCUAUUUGUAGUGUUCUCUUUUUCUAAGAAAAUUCUACAAAAGAGACAUUUAAAUAUAUGUAAAUAACUUAAGUGAGUUUUUAUGAAAGGGAAAUUAUUUUAUUUUCUACUGGAUUAUACUCCCACAUUUGACAGGACUUGUGUUCUUGUGCUUUGAUUUUAUCCCUUAAUGACUUCUUCUCUUGAGCAACUAAUCUUUUCACUUCUUGAACAUGUGGAAAAUGCACUAAAAACAAAAGGAGGUGAUUUACAAAGCCUUCCUGCCAAGCAUGUUAACUAAAGUUUGAGAUAUGUGGUCAUCAUGCUAUGCUGAGAAGUAAAUUUAUAGAACUUUUGGGCAAAGAGUCCCUAUCCUGUUAAAAGAGAAAGUGAAAUAUUGUUCUAAUUAUUGAUGCACUGUUUGUUUUUUUUCCUGUGAUUGAUUCAUCAACAU
Parus major (Great Tit) is the source of this 4649-nucleotide messenger RNA. It is a transcript of the gene ALX1, whose product is annotated as ALX homeobox 1. Gene Ontology annotation, molecular function: RNA polymerase II transcription regulatory region sequence-specific DNA binding; DNA-binding transcription activator activity, RNA polymerase II-specific. Gene Ontology annotation, biological process: positive regulation of transcription by RNA polymerase II; negative regulation of DNA-templated transcription; embryonic skeletal system morphogenesis. The transcript has 4 exons. NCBI's taxonomy places the organism in Eukaryota, Metazoa, Chordata, Aves, Passeriformes, Paridae. The record is from RefSeq and is a predicted model, not a curated record. The coding region runs from base 167 to 1153 and encodes 328 amino acids.